AUGUGCCCGUUGGAAACUAACUUCUGGAGCCGCUUCGACCAAUUUCAGCUGAACAAAGUCGUGCCAGUGGUCGAGUCAUUACUAAUUAACCGCAUGCAUCUUGUGUAGUAGGCCGAUCGAUCGGCCAGUUGGUGAUCGCCGAGGGAACAAACUUGUUGUGCAGAGUGGAGGCGAAGUUACGCGCAACCCCACCCCGCGACGGCAGCAGAACGCACGCGGCAGGAGACCACGUCCCGGCACACGAUCCAUCGAAGAUGCAAACCACCCCCGCCGUUACGCGUGCCCUCCCUCCCUCGCCCAUGCACCUCGCCGCCCGCUUGCCUUCCGCUCCCUUCCCUUGAAAACCCCGCGCGCCUCCCCGACUCCUGCCCCUUCCUCUCCCUCUCCCUCUCUCUCUGACUCCCCGCUCCGCCCGUUGGCCUCCGCCGAGGAUGCAGGGCGACGCGGACGACGACGCGGGCGGCAGCUACUUCUUCUUCAGCGCGCCGGCGAGCCCCGUGCACUACAUCCUCCGCUCCCCGCCCUCCUCCACCGCCGCCUCGUCCCAGCCCCAGUUCGCCGCCCCCGCCGGCGGCGACUCCUGGGCGGCCGCGGGGGACGACUUCGAGUUCGCCGCGCGAGGCGCGACGGGGCCCGGCGGCGGCCCCGAGGGGACCGCGGCGGUCAUGAGCUCCGCCGAUGAGCUCUUCGUCGCCGGCCGCAUCCGCGUCGGCUGCGGCGGCCUCUCCCCGAUCCGCCAGGAGGAGGCGGCCGAGGGUCUGCAAGAGGAGGAGUGGGAGGAGUGCGACGAUGGCGGCGGGGAAGCGGAGCGGGAGCGCGACGGCGGACGCACGCCGCGGGCCGCUCGGCGGGCGAGGUCGGCAUCCCCGCCGCGGAUCCCGCGGGCCGCCGGGGGCGCGGCGGAGACGUCCGACCCCUCCGCGUCCUCGUCUUCCUCCUCCUCCUCGUCCUCGGCGAAGAACAUCCGGCGGCGGAUAUCGCUGCGGGACCUGCUCGCCCGCACGGGCGGCGACUGCGCGGGGGCGGACCAGGCGCCGGGCGCCGAGAUCGGCAGGAUGGGUUUCUGGCCGGCGUCCAUCUGGCCGUCACGGUCGUCCAGGAAGGCGCUGCUGCCCGGCCCGGCCCCGGCGCCAGCGCCGCCGCAGCCGGGCCGCCGGUCCACGUCGUCGGACAGGGCCGCGGCGCCGGGGCCGGCCAAGAGGGCGCCGGGUGGCGGCGGUGCGCGGCGCACCACGUCGCUGCCGUACCGCCAGGGGCUCGUCCUCGGGUGCCUGGGCUUCGGGGCCCGGAGCUACGGGCUCGCCAAGUCCAUGCAUCCCCUCUCCUCCCGGUGAAAGCGCAAGGAAGAAUUCGAAGAGGUGUGGUUAUUAGUCCAAAAGGAAAGAAAAAAAAUCAUGGCGUGUCGCAUUUCACGGCGUUUUCAAGAAAUCGCAAGGGUUCGAUGGAAAAUGAUUCGAUUUCAAGUAGUGCUUAUCCAUGAGACAGAAAUCAAGUAUGUAAAUUGAAAUUUUGUUAUUGUUGAUGAUAUGCUAUGGAGUAUGAUUAGGUUUUUAUUUUAAAGGGAACAAAUGCAAGAUUUUUUCGGGCUUUUGUCGUCCAUUGGUGAUUCCUAGAAAACUCCAUUUGUUCUUG
This is a messenger RNA of Panicum hallii, 1632 nucleotides long. Its product is annotated as translation initiation factor IF-2-like. Lineage: Eukaryota; Viridiplantae; Streptophyta; Magnoliopsida; Poales; Poaceae. The transcript has a single exon. The coding region runs from base 432 to 1334 and encodes 300 amino acids. The record is from RefSeq and is a predicted model, not a curated record.